This is a messenger RNA of Saccostrea cuccullata (small rock oyster), 2383 nucleotides long. RefSeq names its product receptor-type tyrosine-protein phosphatase alpha-like. The coding region runs from base 116 to 2014 and encodes 632 amino acids. The record is from RefSeq and is a predicted model, not a curated record. Gene Ontology annotation, molecular function: protein tyrosine phosphatase activity. Lineage: Eukaryota; Metazoa; Mollusca; Bivalvia; Ostreida; Ostreidae. Gene Ontology annotation, biological process: protein dephosphorylation. The transcript has 18 exons.
AGAUGGAACUUUCCGUCGUCAAUCUAAAAGUACGUCUGCUCAGCCACUUACCAUUGGCGCAGUUUUAGGUGCAUUUAUCAUUGUGAUCAUCCUUCUCGCAUUGUUUGCUUUUUUUAUGCGAUUACGACGAAAAAUACACAAGGAAACCACCAGAGCCUCUGUAUCAAUACAAAUGUCACCUGUAAUAUCGCAGAAUCAACAAACUACAGCACUUACGUCAAAGAAAAGAAAAGAACAAAAUAAUCACCAAUUACAUAAUGUUGAAGAGAAAGCUAAGAGAGGUCCCCCUACAAAUAAAACCAUUCUUACAAGGAAUCUACUGGCAAUCAUUGCUAAAAUGUCUGGUGCAGAGAACGCUGGAUUCAAACACGAAUAUCAUGAAAUUCCAAGAGGAGAAUUGUUUUCCUGUGAAGAAGCUAAGAAGCCUGAAAAUAAACCUAAAAAUAGAUAUACAACUACAUUUCCGUAUGACCACUCUCGAGCUGUACUGAAAACCAAUUCUCCUAAUGAAAAUGACUAUAUCAAUGCAAAUUAUAUCGAGGACACUCAGAGUAAUCGAAAGUAUAUUGCAACUCAAGGCCCAAAACCAAAAACAGUGGUGGACUUUUGGAGAAUGGUUUGGCAGGAAUGUGUGAACACUAUUGUCUGUCUGACCAAUCUUAAAGAAGGGACAAAGAUUAAAUGUACUCAAUAUUGGCCAAAUCUUAACGACAAAAUGCAGCAUGGUAAUUUUAUAAUCAGAAAUCUAGGAGAUAAGGUAUACGCCAAUUACACAUCAAGACGAUUUAAAGUGUACAACAACAUGGAACGAAAAGACCGUGAGGUGUUGAUGUUCCAUUACACAAGAUGGCCAGACCACGGGGUUCCUGAUCCACUCAAUCUUGUUGUGUUCCAUCGUCACGUGACGAAAACGUCACCCCAAACUGGAAAAUAUACAUUGGUGCACUGCAGUGCUGGGAUUGGUAGAACCGGAACUUACAUAGCUUUAGACGCACUCUACCGGGAAGGGGAGAGAAAUGGUAGAGUCAAUGUACCUAUGUAUGUCAGAACCAUGAGAAAAGACAGAAUGAACAUGAUACAAGGGGAAGACCAGUACAGAGUCCUAUAUCUCGCUCUCUGUGAGUCGUUCAGCGGGAGAUCAAGAUGUUUGACAGCAGAGAAACUUACUCAAGGUGGAUCCUGCUACUCAAGUUGUGGAGAAGCUACAAAUACAAAUCCCUUGUCGUCGGAGUUCCAGAGUCUACAGUCUCUUCGGCUUAAUUAUACAGAGAAAGAUUACGAACCUGGACAAACAAACAUAUCUGCAAAUUACACAGAGAGUGUUCUGCCGGUGGAAAAAUUCAUGUGCUAUCUGUCCUAUACAAAGGGAAGGAACAACUACUACAACGCUGUUAUACUUCAGUCCUUCACAGAGAACGACAGUGUGAUCAGCGCCCAGUACCCACUUCCGGACUACACUGAAGACUUCCUCAGACUCAUCAGAGACUUUGAUGCUCGUGUUGUGGUUUUCCUUGGUCCACUGAAGGAAAUAAAAUCAUCCUCCCUUUGGGUUCCAACAAAGUCCGAAAAUAAAAUAGUAGGCAGUUUUGUUCUUAAUCUGGCAACAUCGACCAAUUCGGUCAACUUUACAACCAGGAAUAUUGUUCUGCAGCCAAGGGGAAGCAGCGACAUAAAAAUAACGGUGUUUGAAUGUAAGACCUGGAGAGAAGGAAGGUUCCUUACCGACAAAAGAGUCCUGCUAGACGUGGUCAAGGAGGCAAAAGCAGAGAAAGACAAGGAAGAGGGGAAAAUAUUGGUUUUGUCCAGUGAUGGCGCCACACGUUGUGGGACAUUUUGUGUGGUUUAUAACGCUCUAGAACAACUCUCUAUGGAUCAGGAAGUGGACAUCUUCACCAUCACACGACAACUUCAGAUCCGUAGACCGGAGUUUGUGUCGUCUUUGGAGGAAUACCAGCUUUGCUAUGAUGUUGUUGCUGAAUGCAUGCAGAAUGACAGUGUGUACGCAAACUGUUAGACAAAGGGAGGGAACUCUAAUAGCUUUGAAAAAACUGAAGUGCAAACUUUCUUAUAAUAAUGAUUGAUUUCAUGUCAUGACAUUGUGCAAAUUCAUAAUAUAUUGAUAAUGCAUAUUAAACAGCGCAAUGUUUUUUGCAAAGUAACCCCGACCGGGGUUCCAGGUUCCCCAUAUUCCUAAUUACAGACUUACUCAUUGAACUGAAACCACUUUUUGAAGAUUGCUUAAAUAGACUGUUAUUUUUUUGGCCCAAUGCUUUUUACGCUCUAUUUUUGUAACACGACCUUGCAUUUUUUUCUUUUUAUAACAAUAAUAUUGUGUAGUCAAAUGUCAUCUUUAUGCUUUUGAUUUUCAAAUGACUAAUUUUUU